Messenger RNA from Polyodon spathula (Mississippi paddlefish), 5057 nucleotides. Its product is annotated as dynamin-like 120 kDa protein, mitochondrial. Gene Ontology annotation, molecular function: GTP binding; microtubule binding; GTPase activity. Bases 181 to 3228 code for a protein of 1015 amino acids. The record is from RefSeq and is a predicted model, not a curated record. The transcript is spliced from 31 exons. Gene Ontology annotation, cellular component: mitochondrial membrane; cytoplasm; microtubule. Lineage: Eukaryota; Metazoa; Chordata; Actinopteri; Acipenseriformes; Polyodontidae. Gene Ontology annotation, biological process: mitochondrial fusion.
UCACUACAGAGUUGGUAGACGGACCGUUUUCCAGGAAGCGCUUCUGUCAGUGGCUCUCUCUCUAACUGUGUGUCCUUGUCAAUGAACAAUAUAGAGACUGAUAUUAAAAACAAUGAUAUGAUACCUGAGAAGCGGGUUUAUAUCAAACAUUAAUUCUGUUAUUACAUAUUUUACGGCAUAAUGUUACGUGUCGGGACCGGAGUUGCCUGCAUGGCCUGCAGGAACCUGGUUACCAAUAGCUCCAGUGUCAAAAUCAGAAUCCCCCUUCAGAAACUUCACCCCCUGUCUCGGGCAAUCCACCACCGCAACUCCCCCAACACUAACCCUCACAGGCCCUCCUUGCAGUCUGCAGCCCGACAGUUCACCUCUCUCUCCAGACUCCCCCUCCACCCAGCCAGGCCCCUGCCAGGGAAGUACGGCCACCAGCCACACAGGACCUUCUGGGUAGCCCGACUGGCUACGCGGCUACUGAAGCUUCGCUACCUGCUUCUGGGAUCGGCUGUGGGUGGCGGCUACACCGCCAAAAAGACUUAUGAAGAAUGGAAGGAUAUGCUGCCUGAUCUUAGUGAAUAUAAAUGGGUAGUGCCUGAUUUCAUAUGGGAGCUUGAUGAACACAUUGAUCUGGAGAAAAUAGCCAACGCGCUGCCUGAUGCAGAGACCCUGGCCAAGCUGCUGCCAGACUUUGAGAAGAUCGGAGAGAACUUCAGUUUUCUGAAAAGCCUGAUGUCAAAGGGUGUGAGUUUGGUUAGCGAAGUCAAAGGAGCUGGUCUGCAUCUGUUGUUAGAAUCAUCAGGGGAGGCCACAUUCAAAGCCACAGAAAACGCCAGCUUUGAAGGCUCUGAGAAACAGUAUAAGAAGGGUCUGCUGGGGGAACUCAUUAUAAUACAGGAGCAAAUCCGGGCGCAUGAAGAGGCGGCGCGCACGGCCGCAGGGCAGUAUAGCACAGGCUCCUCGCAACAGAAGCGCAAGGCUUCAGACAAAGAAAAAGCAGACCAGCUGCAGGAGGAGCUUCUUCGAACACAGCUGAAGUACCAGAGAAUCCUGGAGCGCUUGGAAAAGGAGAACAAGGAGCUGAGGAAAGUGGUGCUGCAGAAGGAUGAUAAAGGCAUUCACCAGAGGAAAGUCAAUAAGUCCCUGAUUGACUUGUACUCUGAAGUUUUGGAUAUCCUCUCAGACUAUGAUUCCAACUAUAAUACACAGGAUCAUCUGCCGAGGGUUGUUGUAGUUGGGGAUCAGAGUGCUGGGAAGACCAGUGUGCUGGAGAUGAUCGCUCAGGCCAGGAUAUUCCCGCGGGGUUCAGGAGAAAUGAUGACCAGAUCUCCUGUCAAGGUGACCCUGAGUGAAGGCCCCCACCAUGUGGCCAUGUUUAAAGACAGUUCCCGGGAGUUUGACCUCACUAAAGAAGAUGAUCUGGCAGCCCUUCGUCAUGAAAUAGAGAUUCGAAUGAGGAAGAGUGUGAAAGAAGGACAGACUGUCAGCCCUGAGACCAUCUCCCUGAGCGUGAAGGGCCCUGGCAUACAGAGAAUGGUACUGGUAGACCUUCCUGGUGUUAUCAGCACUGUGACGUCAGGCAUGGCUCUGGACACAAAGGAAACCAUUUUUAGUAUCAGCAAGGCUUAUAUGCAGAAUCCCAACGCCAUUAUCCUGUGCAUUCAAGAUGGCUCCGUGGAUGCGGAGCGCAGCAUAGUAACAGACCUCGUGAGUCAAAUGGACCCCCAGGGGAAAAGAACAAUAUUUGUUCUGACUAAAGUAGACUUGGCUGAGAAAAACAUGGCCAGUCCCAGUAGGAUUCAGCAAAUUGUUGAGGGAAGGUUAUUUCCAAUGAAAGCUUUGGGGUACUUUGCUGUUGUGACCGGAAAAGGUAGUAGCAGCGAAAGUAUUGACGCUAUUAAAGAUUACGAAGAGGACUUUUUCCAGAAUUCCAGAUUAUUAAAGACAGGAAUGCUGAAGGCACAUCAGGUGACCACUAAGAACCUGAGCCUGGCUGUAUCAGACUGCUUUUGGAAAAUGGUCCGCGAGUCAGUGGAGCAGCAGGCAGACUCAUUUAAAGCCUCGCGCUUCAACCUCGAGACAGAGUGGAAGAAUAAUUACCCUCGACUGAGAGAGCUCGAUAGGAAUGAGCUCUUUGAAAAGGCCAAGAAUGAAAUCUUGGAUGAAGUGAUCAGCUUGAGUCAAGUUACACCAAAACACUGGGAGGAUAUUCUCCAGAAGAAGCUGUGGGAGAGAGUUUCCACGCAUGUCAUAGAAAACAUCUAUCUCCCUGCAGCUCAGACCAUGAAUUCAGGCACCUUCAACACCACAGUGGAUAUCAGACUGAAGCAGUGGACUGACAAGCAGCUGCCACACAAAGCGCUGGAGGUAGCCUGGGAGACGCUGCAGGAAGAGUUUGGCCGCUUCAUGUCAGAGUACAAAGGCAAAGACCAGGAUGACAUCUUCGACAAACUGAAAGAGGCCGUCAAAGAUGAGAGUAUAAAACGACACAAGUGGAACGAGAGGGCAGAGGACAGCUUGAGAGUUAUCCAGCACAAUGCUUUAGAAGACCGCUCCAUAUCAGAUAAACCCCAGUGGGAUGCAGCGAUUCAGUUCAUGGAGGAGACUCUGCAGACUCGACUUAACGACACUGAAUCUGUUAUCAGCGACAUGGUUGGUCCAGACUGGAAACAGAGGUGGAUGUACUGGAUGAAACGCUCCCCAGAACAGCACAUUCGUAACGAAACUAGAAACGAACUGGAGAGGCUAUUGAAGGUGAAUGAGGACCACACAGCUUAUCUGGCCAACGAUGAGGUCACAACAGUGAGAAAAAAUCUCGAAGCCCGAGGGGUGGAAGUAGACCCUGCUUUGAUUAAGGAUACCUGGCACCAGCUUUACCGGCGGCAGUUCCUGAGGACAGCACUGUCUCACUGCAACCUCUGCAGGAGGGGCUUCUACUACUACCAGCGGCACUUUGUAGACUCCGAGCUGGAGUGUAAUGACGUGGUCCUGUUCUGGCGGAUCCAGCGAAUGCUUGGAAUUACAGCAAACACACUCAGGCAGCAGCUCACAAACACUGAAGUCCGUCGUCUUGAGAAGAACGUAAAAGAGGUGCUGGAGGACUUUGGAGAAGACAACGAUAAGAAAGGCCAUCUGAUAACUGGGAGGAGAGUGCAGCUAGCAGAGGAUCUCAAAAAGGUUCGUGAAAUUCAGGAGAAACUUGAAGCAUUUAUUGAAGCCCUUCACCAGGAGAAGUAAAGUUGGUCUAACAGAUCCAAUGGAUCCAGCCUGAACCCUACUCUGAUUAUGCACUGAUCAAAGAAGACAAAGCAUCGCUCGUUUUCCUGUUUUUGUAAAUUAUAUUGCCUCCCUUUUUCUGUUUCUUUUCACUGCAUAUGCUUUUAAUUUCAUAGCCAAAUAAUCUUGGCAUACAGAGUAACCCUUUUUAAAAAAACGUAGAAACGUCCAGAAAUUCACAGUAGGGUGAAACCAGUUGAGUACCUAAGAUGUCGUUUAGCGUUCAGUGUUCCCCUUUCCCAAAGGAGAGCCUCCACAAGAGCACAAAACUGCUCAUCAUUAAUCCAUAGUACUGUGUGCGUUUACAGGAGGGGUUGUUGCAGGAUGCAGGAUGUCCUCGUUCACAUGCACACACUCUGUGAUAAGCACCGCUCUGUUUCGAGACCGCCUCUUCCUGGGCAGGUUUCUCACCUUAGAUCUGCUGUUUGUUUAGUUCCAAUAGCAAGAUCAGGAUCUUUACAGUGUGUGAUGUGUGUUAACCUAGGUCAGUAUAUUUGUACAGUGUUAUAUAUGUUCUUUUUACACUGCAGAUGUAACUAGGUGAUUACCCUCCAACUGGCUGCUAUAAGCUAGUUCCUAUAGAGCACUUUGAGAAGCAGCAGAGCAAUCCAGUGGCCAAGAUGCUUAUUUAAUUUGUAUCUGUGUGUAUGCUCUCUGUGUAUAUAUUAUUAGGGAUAAAAGUGUGAAUGUAAAGCAGUCACUUCAAACACAUCUGGAGGAUCUCACUGAUUUAAACUCACUGUUUCUCUACUAAACAAUUAAAGGGGAUUAAUUUCAGUUGUUCAAGCUGUACGUGAUCUUGAUGUGUACAGCAGAAUUCCUACGUUCCACGUUCUUACACACUGAGUUUGCACUUCAGGGUUGGUUGGGGUUUCUGUUUUUUGGGUUAAGCCUGUUAAAUGGAGGUGCCUCACUUCAGCUGUGGAGCAGAUGAAAUAGUCACAUGUGCUGCAAGUCUGCAUCGUCACUUGCUCAAUGCACUUAGAGCACUGUUAUUGGUGCUGUCUGGGGUUUGCGUUGUUGCUUGUGUUUGUUCUCCUGUUGUUUUCUCUCAGUGUAUUCUGCACUGUUGGAGAGAGAAGGAGAGGGAGGUCCUGGCGAGUUGGUACAGGUGAGAGGGUAACCAAAUUGAAUCUCCCCUUGUAGUAACAAGCCUAAAUGCAGCAUUGGAUUCUCUUACAAACCUGUUCUUACAGCCCAGGAACAUGGGUAGUCUGUUAAAAAAACACUGCAGACAGGAAGCAUUUAAUUUUUUUGGGGGGGGUGGGGGGGGCUAAAUCUCUUGCACACACAGUGUUUAAGGUGAGCCUAGCCAUAGAACAUGUGACUGCAGAUUGUGAAUGGUCUUCUUUAUAUUGCUCAAGAACUACAAUGCAGCAGCAGCAAUGAAUCCACCCUGAAAGAGCACCUGGCCUCGAGCCACUUCAUACAGAUGUUCAAAGCACUAGACUAGACUUGUGUUGUCAUUAUCAUUAUUCUUCUAGGUGUUUGCAUCUAAAACACAGAUUUGCUAAAGUUGUUUGAAAUAUUCUACAAGUCCUUCUGAGUCCUCCCCUGCAUUGCGAAAUGAAGGUUGAUUUGAUUUGAAAAAAAGUCACACACUGCUAAAAACUUGAGAUGAGCUUCAAAUCGUUUUGUUAUGUUUUUUUGUUUUUUUUAUGUUCAAACUCAAUUGGCCAGACUUUGUCUUCAGCAUGAGGAUCAGAGGUAGCAGAAACCACUAGGAAAUUUAAAGUCUAAUCAUGGAAUAUGUAAUUUCUGUAAAUUUGAAAUAAAAGGAAUUCAUUGUC